GUCUAAAGUUGUAGUGUAGAUCCUUAUUCACCUGAUAAGAACGAGAAAGCCGAGUAAAGGGAAAUAAUUAAAGGACAUAAAUCAGGUAAACGAACAAAAAGUCCAAUCGAAACAAGGUCUAAAAGAAAGAAAGAAAAUGGUAUCCUUAUUUGACAAGCCCGCGUUAACCCUUCUGAGAGGCCAAUCCCUGACUCCCAUUCCAGAAAACAAGGCCUUGGAAGGGAAGAAGUACGUUCUGGUCUACUUUUCCGCCCAAUGGUGCCCCCCCUGCCGGGUUUUUACCCCGGAAUUACGCACCUUCUAUGAGAAGUCCCAUAAGGAAAAGAAUUUUGAGGUCGUCUUCGUGUCAUUGGACCAAACGGCGGGGGGAAUGCGGGCCUACAUGGAAAGCGCCCACGGGGACUGGUUGGCCCUGCCGUUUGACGAGGCGAAGGGGGUGGAAAAGGCAUGGAUGGCGCGGUACUGCUUCCGGGGUAUUCCCACACUGAUGGUCUUCGAAAAGGCACCAGCUGGCGAGGCGGGCGAAGACAAAAAGGGAUGGAAAUUGGUGACGCAGUAUGGGCGUGAAAUGUUCGACGAGGAUCCAACUGGCAAGGAAUUCCCUUGGCCAAGCGGGGAUGCAGUAAUUCGAGAGCACUAUCGCGUUCUAAGGCGAAACAUAACAUUUGUUGUGUUGUUUUCGGUUGCGCUUGGACUUUGGCUGUUUCGAUUAUAUGUAAAUGCCGUGUCUCGGAGCUGA
Messenger RNA from Phytomonas sp. Hart1, 739 nucleotides. NCBI's taxonomy places the organism in Eukaryota, Euglenozoa, Kinetoplastea, Trypanosomatida, Trypanosomatidae. The record is from the annotation of a GenBank genome assembly.